AUGUUUGAUUUGUACCCAGCUUCCGCCCUUUUAACAUCUGUCAAGACUGGUCAAGGACUUGAGACAGUUCUUCCUGCUGUCAUAGAACGGAUCCCUCCUCCCUUUGGGAAGUCUAGUAUUCCAUUACGUAUGUUUUUACUCGACUCUUAUUAUGAUGAAUACAAGGGAGUUAUUUUCCAUGUGGCAGUUGUUGAUGGAAUUUUGCAAAAGAGGGAUGAUAUUACAUUUGCAGCAAGUGGUAAUUCCUAUGAAGCUUCAGAGAUGGGGAUCAUGCACCCCUGGAUUCUAUUAACAGGGCAAGUGGGAUAUGUUGUAAUCGGUAUGCGAUCAACCAAAGAGGCUCGUGUGGGUGAUACUGUUUAUCGGAAGCACUUCAUUGUCGAUGCCCUUCCUGCCUGCAAAGCACAUGGUGUUUACUCAGCUGAUGGAUCAGACUUUGAGGAACUUAACCUGGCUAUAGAGAGACUAACAUGCAAUGAUGCUAGCGUCCAAGUGAAUAGAGAAAGUAGUAUUGCACUUGGUCUUGGUUUUAGGUUAGGACAAGCGUGGUUUCUUAGGCUUGAUUACAUAGAUGUUUUUCAUCAGCGCCUUGAACAGGAGUAUGAAGUUCAUGUCAUUUCCAUUGUUCCCACUGUACCAUAUAUCUUUGAAUAUUCAGAUGGAAGCAAACUAGAAGUCCAAAAUCCUGCUAUGUUACCAUCAAACCCUAAAUACUGCGUAGUAUCUACUUGGGAGCCAACUGUCAGAGCGACAAUUAUUCUUCCUAGUGAGUAUGUGGGUCCUAUUUCGGCCAUGAGAAAAAAUGUGUUGGCAAAGUGUUAUGGAGGGGAUGCGUCGAGGAAGAAGAAGUUGUUGGAAAAGCAAAAAGAAGGAAAAAAGAGGAUGAAACGAGUGGGCACUGUUGAUAUUCCUAAAGAGGCUUUUCAGGAAAUUCUCAAGGUUUCUUGA
Impatiens glandulifera is the source of this 948-nucleotide messenger RNA. Its product is annotated as translation factor GUF1 homolog, mitochondrial-like. Gene Ontology annotation, cellular component: mitochondrion. Gene Ontology annotation, molecular function: GTP binding; mitochondrial ribosome binding. Lineage: Eukaryota; Viridiplantae; Streptophyta; Magnoliopsida; Ericales; Balsaminaceae. The transcript has 7 exons. The coding region runs from base 1 to 948 and encodes 315 amino acids. The record is from RefSeq and is a predicted model, not a curated record. Gene Ontology annotation, biological process: positive regulation of translation.